Molecule: messenger RNA, 1773 nt
Organism: Liolophura sinensis
Lineage: Eukaryota; Metazoa; Mollusca; Polyplacophora; Chitonida; Chitonidae
Product: sodium-dependent glucose transporter 1C-like
Exons: 4
Coding region: 328-1773 (481 amino acids)
Biological process (GO): transmembrane transport
Molecular function (GO): D-glucose transmembrane transporter activity
Source: RefSeq, a predicted model, not a curated record
UGUUACCAUGGCGGCUAGAGAUUAUGGAAGCCUACCUGUAUUAACACGGUGGAGAUGACGACAGAUGCCCGCUGUCAUCUCUGUGGAUUACCUCUAUGUCGUUGUGGGUUUGCUCAGCUCGACGUGCGUAGGGACUAUAAUCGUAAUCACGUCUAAAUAGUGUGAGCUAACGCUAUGAUAGCACGUAUAGCAACAAAGCGGGUAUGGAGACUUACAGCGGUUCCGUUUCAUAGAUAACAACACCUCUUUUUUAGACCGCAGAGCAUACUGACACGUAUAUAUGGAAAAAUGCCCAGCAUGACGUGGACGCUGAUCCGUUGAUGCGAAAUGGAAAGUUAUGAGAGCAGCGAUGAUGACUGUUAUGAGGUAGAUUUGCUACCAGCGCCACCUACAGAGAAAAAACAAGAGACAGGAUAUCCAUCCCAGAGACUCGUUAAAACAGUGUGCCUUGUUCUUCUAUGGGUUUCCUUCGGCUUCCUGACGUCAGUAGGGGGUACAACUGUGGUGGAUUUUACCGAAAUCCUCCAUGAGUCCUACACGCAUAUCGGAAUGGCGCUUGGUGUCCACUUUUUGGGGAUUCUCUGUGGACUUUUCCUCAGCGGUUUUCUCUCGGAUCAUCUGAGACUGGACCGUCAUAUGUUGCUGGGCUGUUCAGCCAUUGCAAUGGGCAUUCUAAACUUGGUCAAACCCUUUUCCUUCCAUGUGAUCAUGUAUGCAGUGGUGCUGGGUGUAGAGGGCUUAUUCAAAGGCAUAAUAAAACCAGUUGCUAACAACCUUCUGUUGUCGCUAUGGGGAGAAGCCGCUCCAACGCCCGUCAACAUAUUCCACUUUGGUUUUGGCGUCGGUGCACUGAUUGGACCCUUCGUGACGAAACCAUUUCUGUCUGAGCGAUGCCCUUCGCUGGCAACGAAUUCCACAAGAGUGACUCUAAACCCGGUGUGUAAGUCUACUGCAGAUGAUGACGGGAUCAAGUACAUCAGGGAGUCUAGGAUUGGGAUUCCGUUCACAAUAUCUGUAGUACCCAUUGUGGCUAUGGGCGUGAUGUUUCUAGUGUUUUACACCAGAAACAGAGUCAGCUCGAUUAGGAAGGGCUCUGCAGUUGUCACGAGUCAGACUCCACACGGAGAUCCGGGAACAAGGCUUGGGAUUUGGGGAAUUCUUAUUGUCGUUUUGUUACUGUGCUAUUACUUCACGCUGGCAGGCUCCGGAUUUGGUGGUUACCUCUUUACCAUUGCCUUUGAGAGCGAUUUAGGAUGUUCCAAAGAUGAUGCGUCCAAGAUCGCUUCCACAUUCUAUGCAGCAUUUACGAGUGGUCGCGUUUUAGCAGCUGUAUUUUUACAGUGGUUCUCCAUUAAAACCUUAUUUAUAUUUUACGUGUUUGGGGCUUUUGGCUCGAUGCUUGGAAUGGCAGUUUUUGGUCUAUUCUCAAAAACGUCCCUUUGGCUGUUCAGUGCUAUAUGUGCUCUCUAUGCCGGACCUCUUUGGCCAGCUGGGUUGGCGUGGACUAAUAAUUACAUGCACCUGACCACCAUGAACAUUGCUGUGGCGGAAACUGGCGCCUGUGUGGGAGAGAUUAUAUUCUUCUGGGUAGGCGGCUAUCUUAUAGAUACCCGCAAUAUACCUGCUAUCUUCACCAUGACUCUCACAUGUAACGCUGCAGCCUGUCUGGUGACUGUCAUACUUUAUCUUAUUGCUUAUCGCAUUGGUAAGCGAAACUUCCAGGAGAGAAAUCUUAACGAUCUAGAGCUUAAAUGGAUCCCUGUAGCCAAGUAG